Molecule: messenger RNA, 1765 nt
Organism: Athalia rosae (coleseed sawfly)
Lineage: Eukaryota; Metazoa; Arthropoda; Insecta; Hymenoptera; Athaliidae
Exons: 3
Coding region: 130-1605 (491 amino acids)
Source: RefSeq, a predicted model, not a curated record
AAAAAAGCUCAGUUUUUGAAACAAUUAUUCUUUACUUCUAGAGCUCUGGGGUGUUUAGCUAAGGAAAAUUAUUCCAUCUUAUCAGCCUUGGUUAAUUUGAUACGAAAUCUCAGCGUGAAAGAGAAUACAAUGGCGACAUUAAACUUUAAAACUGAAGUUGUAAUUGCUGGUGCGCAUGCAGGUGACACGAUAUUUUACGAAGAGGCUAUCAAAGCACUCAGCCAGUACUUCACUCCUGCUAUUAUCUCUCGGCCUUACAGACCAGGUCUUUACACCAUGCUGGACGAAGAGCAUGAGCCCCUGUUGAUCUUCCUCUGUAAAUACUGGGUGGAAUUGGAAAACCAUGAUAUUCAGGAACUUGGUAGGAGAAAUUGUGGAAUUUCCCAUCGCCACAGCAUAAGCACGCGCAGGAGUAACCCGCGAUACGAAUUCGCCGCUGGCACCGUAGAUAACGCCGUUGAUGUUGACCUUCGAACAUUUUGCAUAAAAGGUCAUUAUUUGGCCACUGCAAAUGCCGAGGAUAUCGAUCGCCUUCUUUCGGUUAACAUCGAACCCGAGAAUCCGAGGAGAAAAUCUGAUCUUCGAGGAUCACUGACUGAAAAUCUCCAAAUUCCAAACAUCGUCGAUGCACCUAUAGAGAUUCGCACUCCCGAAGGCGUCUACUUGGUCUCAUUUUUGAAACAAGAAAAGACAACCGAGAAACUUCAAGAUGAUUCCAAAAUACUUAAAACUUGUGAUGCGGAUAAAUCGAGCGACGAUCCAUCGAAGAACGAACUCCCCCAUAAUUAUCAUCGUCCGAAACCGGAAAGAAUUAACGGAUCACAAGAAUGUUCUCCAAACCUUCGCAAAGUCGAGCGCGAAAGAGUUCUCAGUCGAAGGGUGAACGACGACCAGCUGAAAGUCAUCGUGAAGGUCGAGGGGACGCAAACGUUUGAAUGUGACUUUUCCGAGGAUUAUCAUCGAUCGUUGGCAAGCAGAGAUAAGGUGACAAGUCUUCGUGAAAGUAACGGACCUCGCGAGCAGAAGGUGGACGUAAAUUGCAUUCGUAAAUCGGUGGUUACUGAAAAGUCUUCCAAAACAGAGGAAAAAUGCGCGAAAAUACCUCUGACAAAGUCAACGGCAUCGAUGUUAAAAAAUCAUCUUGCGCUCCGUAAGGAUAUCGUUUGCUUUCCACGCGCAGCCAUGAUCAAGUUGGACGAAUUAGUGCCGAGCACAAAAAACCCCGAAGGCCUGAAAAAGGAGAGCAUUGAGAACUCUUCGAUUUCUACAAGUUCCGCGAACGAAGUGCAAAAGACCUCGAAGAACUCUUUCAAAGUUGCCGUUUCUCGCAACGAUUUUGUGUCAGAGUUGAAAGAGAUGUUUAUCCAAGGUCGCAGAAGGCCUUCGGAUCACGUCAAGAUCGUGUCAUCGCAUGUCGCAGUUUCCGAACACGAUGUAAAAAAUGAAAGUAGUUUCAAUACGUCCGGAAGACACACUGCCCCAAGGUUGUCUUCAGAAAACUUUGGUUUCUUAGCCGACGGUCAAACGGUUGCCUUGAAAUCAAAUUCCAAAGAAGAUGUACCGGAGAAAAAUUGUGUGAUCAGUUUAUCUGCGAAUUCAAUAUGAAUCCUCCUUACUUCGAGGAACAAUGCAUCUGAAUGACAUGUUCACUUCUAAUAUAGUUUCAACAUCCGCAUUUUAUAAUCCGGAUCUUUGGACUUGACAAUGCUGUUGAUUUGCACUAAAGUUGCGCAAACUUAGCCGGAAAAUAAUGGUCGUGUAUCAU